Eimeria maxima is the source of this 819-nucleotide messenger RNA. RefSeq lists its product as hypothetical. NCBI's taxonomy places the organism in Eukaryota, Apicomplexa, Conoidasida, Eucoccidiorida, Eimeriidae. The coding region runs from base 1 to 819 and encodes 272 amino acids. The transcript has 2 exons. The record is from RefSeq and is a predicted model, not a curated record.
AUGCAGCCCCCAGCAGGCAGAUUCGCCCCUCGGGUGUCUAGACAGCGAGGCCCUCUUGGGGCCCCUGCAGACAGUGAAAUUGACGAGGGGGCCCCAUCGACCCCUCACCAUCCUUCUGCUGCUGCUGCAGUUGCAGCAGCAGCUGCAGCAGCAGCUGCUGGAGGUGCAGCACCGGGUCCUCUUCGUGUCUCUCGCCCUCGUGCAGUAACUCGUGUAAAUCCGUAUACGGGGGCCCCUCAGGGCCCCCCUUUGGGGGCCCCGUUAGGGGCCCCCCUGGGGGCCCCUUUGGGGGCCCCCUUAGGGGAUGGUCUUCCCCUGUGCCAUCAGGUUGCUGCUGCAUCUGCUGCAGCAGCAGCAGCAGACACAGCAUUUUGCCGUCCCUUAUAUCAAUUAGCAUCUAAGUUGGGGGCGGAGGAGUUGCGUAAUUUGCUGUUGCUGCAGUGUAAGCUGCAGCAGCAGCAAACACCGUCAGUUCCUGCACCAGGAGCAGCAGCUGGUGCAGCAGCAGCAGCAGCAGCAGGAGCAGCAGCAGCAGAUGCAGCAGCAGCAGCAGCAAGACACACAGACAGCAGCGGCAACGAAGAAGAUCACCAAGAAUACGUAUACAUGUAUACGUGCAUAUACACCCCACAACUAACACCAUCUGCAGCAACAGCAGCAACGGCAGCAACAGCAGCAACAGCAGCAACAGCAGCAGCUGCAGCACAGCCUGCAACUAAUAGUACGGUCGUAAGUGUCUUUGUCGCCUCUUCCCCCCGUCUGUACACAGAAGGGAAGCAGCAGCAGCAGCAGCGACAGCAGCAGCAGCAGCAGCAGUAG